This is a messenger RNA of Morone saxatilis (striped sea-bass), 412 nucleotides long. It is a transcript of the gene cntfr, whose product is annotated as ciliary neurotrophic factor receptor. NCBI's taxonomy places the organism in Eukaryota, Metazoa, Chordata, Actinopteri, Moronidae. The record is from RefSeq and is a predicted model, not a curated record. The coding region runs from base 89 to 412 and encodes 107 amino acids. The transcript has 4 exons.
AAAAAAAAAAAGCUAAAGAAAUACAGAAAAAAAACAGGAGGUUCCCAGGUGAAGAGGAGGCUCGUGCUGACGUUUCAUCCUGUCCAAGAUGGCAAACCUUGUGACAUCGUUGUGCUGUGUAGUUCUGGCCGCAGUGGUGGUAGCCUACGCUCAGAGACGCAGUCAGCUUGUUGCUAGGAACCAGUAUGAGCGAAUGAGCAGUGAUGUCACCAUGCAGUGCGGCUCCCUGGACAAUGACGCAUCAGUGUCAUGGAAGGUGAACGGGACAGACGUGAAGGCCCAGCACCAUCUAGAGGGUCCCAGACUGAUGCUGACCGGAGUGGACCUCAGCCACAACGGACUGUACAGCUGCUUUCAGAACCCGGACGGAGAGAGACGCGACACCAUCUUCCUCCACAUCGGCAGUAAGUAG